Molecule: messenger RNA, 4728 nt
Organism: Paralichthys olivaceus (Japanese flounder)
Lineage: Eukaryota; Metazoa; Chordata; Actinopteri; Pleuronectiformes; Paralichthyidae
Gene: mctp1b
Product: multiple C2 domains, transmembrane 1b
Biological process (GO): regulation of neurotransmitter secretion
Cellular component (GO): synaptic vesicle membrane
Molecular function (GO): calcium ion binding
Source: RefSeq, a predicted model, not a curated record
UCCAGUUGUAACGAGGUGUGAUGCAGCCGAACAGGGAAAUAGACAGCUUACAUAAGUUUGUCGUUGGAUCAAUAGCCUCCACAUCGGCGUGACAGCACGAGCAGAAUGGAGCGGGGAGACGGCGACGAGAAUGAGAGGAGCUCGUCCCAGCAGAACUCACUGUGGAGACAGUUUCAGGCCAAAGCCAAGCCGCUGCUCAGCCCCAAGCUGUGCGCCAGAGACCCGGAGAACAAGAAGGAGCCAGGCAUGUGGAUGUUAAAGAUAAUGAAACGGAGGGAAAACGUCGUCCUCGACCGGGUGAUCUCCUCCUCACAGCCCGACCUGCUCUUCUCCCCCCGGGGGGACGUGGACGCCACAGAGGCUCAGCUCUGCGGAAAAGCGGCGGCGAGCGGCUCCGGACUCGUGCGGGAGAGGCUGCCGUCGUCCUCCCAGCACAUGUCCGCCUCCCCGGACAAGCCCACGGUGGCUCAGCUGGUGCAGUCCCACCACAAGAGCUCCUCUCUGGGGUCUGCAUGUCUGGAGAAGCUGUCCAAGCCACCGGCCAGCGGCGGCGGCAGCGGGGGCGGCGGCAGCGGGGGCAGCAGCGGGGGCGAGGCGACUGAAGCUGCUGCAGCCACGGAGGCAGAGCCGGAGAGCAAGGAUGAGCAGCCGGGUAUGGCUGCUCCGUGCUCCGCAGGGGCCAAUCCUGAGCGAAUCGCCACCAGCUCAGGGAUGUACAAGCUGGACAUUGACCUCAAGAGAGGCCACAACCUGGCCAUACGCGACAGAGGAGGCAGCAGUGAUCCAUAUGUCAAGAUCAAACUCGGUAAUAAAGAGGUGUUCAAGAGCAAAACCAUCCACAAAAACCUCAACCCAGUGUGGGAUGAGAAGAAGACUAUAAUAAUGGAUAAUCUGAGUGAACCUUUGCAUUUCAAGGUGUUUGACUAUGACUUUGCCUUUCAAGAUGACUUCAUGGGUUCAGCUUACCUCUAUGUGGAGUCUCUGGAGCAGCAGAGGUCAAUACCUGUAACUCUGGUGCUGAAGGACCCACAGUAUCCCGAUCAGGAUCUGGGCACCCUGGAGCUGGCCGUCACCCUGACACCUAAAGAAAGUCCCAUAGAGGAGCGACGAGACGCGACGACUAUGCUGCUCAGGAGGUCCUGGAAACGAUCCGCUAAGCAGCAGCAGUCAACGCGUCUUUCAGAGAUGCAUCGGAAAUCACAACUCUGGCGAGGGAUUGUCAGCAUUGCAUUAAUUGAAGGUCGAAACCUGACUCCCAUGGACCCUAACGGCCUAAGUGACCCAUACGUCAAGUUCAGACUGGGGCAACAGAAGUACAGGAGCAAGACUGUGGCAAAGACCCUGAGUCCACAGUGGAGGGAGAAGUUUGACAUGCAUCUGUUUGACGAGACAGGAGGAGAGUUGGAGAUCACAGUGUGGGACAGAGACACCGGCAGGAGAGAUGACUUCAUUGGACGCUGCCAGCUGGACCUCUCUGCUCUGGCUAAAGAGCAAACCCAUCACCUGAAGCUGCCACUGGAAGAAUCCCAGGGGUAUGUGGUGCUGCUGGUCACGCUCACCGCCUCUGCCCACGUCUCCAUCGCUGACUUGUCUCUCACACCGCUGGACGAUCCACAGGAACACAGGGAGAUACUCCAACGAUACAGUUUGCUGCAGUCAUUCUCUAACUUUAAAGAUGUGGGCAUAGUGCAGGUCAAGGUGAUGAGAGCAGAAGGUCUCAUGGCUGCAGAUGUGACUGGUAAGAGUGACCCUUUCUGUGUGCUGGAGCUGAAUAACGACAGACUUCAGACACACACUGUUUACAAGAACCUAAAUCCAGAGUGGUACAAAGUCUUCACCUUUAAUGUGAAAGACAUUCACUCAUUGUUGGAGGUGACAGUGUUUGAUGAAGACAGAGACAGGAGCGCUGACUUCCUGGGAAAAGUUGCCAUUCCCUUAUUGAAUAUACGAAAUGGUGAGCAGAAGAGCUACACACUAAAGAAUAAGGAGCUGACGGGUCCAACCAAAGGAGUCAUCUACCUAGAGAUCGAUGUCAUCUACAACACUGUCAAAGCUGCUUUGAGGACUGUGGUCCCUGCAGAACAGAAAUAUAUCGAGGAAGAACCAAAAGUCUCCAAACAGUUGCUCCAGCAGAAUUUUAAUCGUGUGAAGCGGUGCAUCAUGGUCCUGAUCAACUAUGGGACGUACAUCAACAGCUGCUUUCAGUGGGAGUCUGCACAAAGGAGCAUCAUCUCCUUUGUGCUAUUUGUGGUGGUUGUGUGGAACUUUGAGCUCUACAUGUUGCCACUCGCCUUGCUGCUGCUGCUGCUCUGGAACUACAUCUUCUCUUCAAGCAGGGUAACAGGCGACAUGUCAAUGGAGGCCAUGUUUGAAUGGGAGGAUGUAGAGGAGGAUAAAGAAGAUAAGGACUCAGAGCCCAAGGGCUUCAUAGAUAAACUAUAUGCCAUCCAGGAAGUGUUCAUCAGUGUGCAGAGUGCUCUGGAUGAGGCUGCGUCUUAUGGAGAGAGGAUAAAGAACACCUUUAACUGGACAGUGCCUUUUCUAAGCUGGUUGGCGAUCACCGCCUUUUGUUUGGCCACAGUUCUGCUCUACCUCAUACCUCUUCGAUACAUUGUGCUCGUAUGGGGUGUGAAUAAAUUCACCAAGAAGCUUCGGAAUCCGUACUUGAUUGACAACAAUGAGCUUCUUGACUUUCUAUCCAGAGUCCCCUCGGAUGUUCAAGUGAUGCAGUAUCGUGAGCUGAAGCUCGACCCUGGACAAAGCCCCAACAAACGUAGGAGACCAAACCUGAGCUAACCGUCACAUCUACGUAUCAUCAGCCCUCCUCUCUGCUGGAAAACUUCCCUGUAAAUAUUUGAACUGUAAACGAUGUAAACUAUGUUACUUACAUAUCUCUUAUAUAUUUUGAUGAUGAAAAGUGAUGAGCUGUUUUCUGUUUUGUUAUUGUGGAAAGACACUGAUUUCUUGUCGAAGUUUUGAAAAUAUUUCUUCGGAGAAAACCAGGCAUGUUUUUUUACUCCUUAAAUUUCUUGUAACAAUUAAAACCUGAGGUUUGUGGUAAUAAUGUAUGUUAUGAAUAUCCAUGUGCAUGUAUGAAGGCGUGCUGCUGUUGCAUGGAAUCAUUGCAUCUCUGGUUUAAGUUGUUUUCAUUUUUUCUACCUUUUGUCUUUUUAACGUGUAUGUAUUGUCCAAUGUUAUUUUAAAUACAGAGCUGCAUGGCAUUACUGUCACCGUUAUUCCAUUUAUGACAGUAUAUACACAUAAACACAUACAACUCCGUAAAUAACACCACAUAUGAAACACAAGUUUCCGGGUUGGUAAAAUCCACACAACAACUUUGUAUGUUAAACUUGCAAACUGUAAAACAUGGGGAUGAUGGGGAUCAGCAGGAUUUCAGUCUGGUAAAUAAGUGCUAACUUUGCCCAUUUAACCCAAACAUGGGAUCAUUUUCUUGAAGGUGAUUUUGCUAAAGGAGUGCUACUCUUAAUUGUUUGGGUCAGGCAGCUCCAUUGACAGCUGUGAGAUCACAUGUCGCAAAAUAACUCAAAGUUACUCAAGUGCUGUACCUUAGUACAGUCUUAAAGUACUUUUACUAAGUAUCUCCAUCAGACCACCAUUUAGAUGUCUACUAUAGUGCAUCUUAGUGGCCGAUUCACAUUAAUAAAACAAAAUAUACAUGUAUAUAAAAACAGAGACAUUGUGGUGUAUUUUUUUAUUAUGGUGGGUUAAGAUGAAGCUUUAUUGAUCCCCCUGUAAUGAACAUUUUAUCCACCUUCACAAGUAGCAACAUUAAAGUAAAUUUUAUACAAUAGUCAGAAUACAUUAUUCUGAAAUGACAUUUUGCCAUUUACCCAUUCAUACCCACAUUCAUACAGUGCAGCACUUUCUCUAUUACACAUCACUCACACACUGCCAGCGCAGCGGUCAUGGUCCAGUGUCUUGCCCAAGAACACUCCUGAGCCAAAGUUGCCUCAACAUAAAAUAACAAAAUAUCAGCAAACGUCUUCCAUUCCAGCCCAACCAGAUUACUAUGCACACACAAAGCACAAAGUGUCUAAAAAGGAUUAGAGCUCAUACAGGACAUAUGUCAUACACAUGUUUGACUUUUAUGUUAUAUUGCCUAUAUUUUGCAUGUAUAAGCAUGUAAUAAUCAACAGUACGCAACAAUGUACUAUUAACAGAUCUAGAGCUGUGUUUCCACUGUGGAGAAAUCUUUUCUUUUUUGCAUAACUCUCACAUCUCCCACUUUAUUUUCACUUUCCUUUGUUUCGUAUUUUGCUUUGGGCCAAAUGUUGGUUUGAAUUGUUCAGGACAAUCACAACAGUUUGUGUCAGUUGAGUUCAUAUGUGGAAGGUUUUGGGAAGUGAUCUCCUGCAUGUCCGUGAUAUCGUGUAUCAUUUGUGUGCGUCAAAGUGUUUAUGCAUGACCAAACAGAAACUAUAUGCAAGUGCAUUUAUGGAUGCUGAUGCUAAGUGCAUCUAAUAUGUGUGUUGCUUUUAUGUGACGUCCAGGUCCACCUGAGUUUCCAGGUGAUGAGAGAGGAAGUGUUGUUAAAUCGUAUGUGCUGUUUCCUCUCUGCAACAAAUCAUCACUCCUGCCAUGUUGCACAUACUAUGUUUACAAUAGGUAUCUGAGGCUGUUGAUUAAUUACUGCGAUUGUAAUGAAGGACCAGCUGUAAGAACUGUGUAGCAUUUAUCUGAAAGAAAAUAUAUUUCUACACAUCCUCA